Schistosoma curassoni is the source of this 1555-nucleotide messenger RNA. The record is from the annotation of a GenBank genome assembly. Lineage: Eukaryota; Metazoa; Platyhelminthes; Trematoda; Strigeidida; Schistosomatidae.
AUGAGUGCACAACUAUUAGAAACUUCUUCAAAAUCACGAAAACCUAGAAAUUCUGCUUUUUUUCAACAAAAACUCCCGGCAUGGCAACCAAUGUUUACUGCUAAAAAAUCUGGAAUAGCUUUCACAGUUUUUGGAAUUGUGCUGAUACCUAUUGGUAUUAUAUUACUAACAGCAUCAAAUAAUGUUGUGGAAUAUCUUGUGGACUAUACAGAUUGUACUCAGAAUGGUACUGAAGAGUUAUGCUCUGAAGUAAUUGCCUUGGGGAAACCGUGUGUUUGUGUUAAACAUAUUUCUGUUGAAUCGUCUAUUCCUGGACCUGUUUAUUUAUAUUAUGGUUUAAACAACUUUUAUCAAAAUCAUCGGCGAUAUGCACGAUCUAAAAAUGAUGAACAGUUGCUUGGUAUUUAUCAAGACCCAAGUUCAUUAUCUUCGUGUAACCCAUAUGUAUCAAUUGAGGGUAAACCAAUACUUCCAUGUGGUGCAAUCGCAAACAGUAUAUUUAAUGACACAUUUAUUCUGACAUAUAUACGGAAUGAUAAUACCAAAGUUACUGUCACAACCACAUCAAACGGUAUAGCAUGGCCUUCCGAUGUUAAUCGCAAAUUCGGGACCUUGAAUGCAAACGCUCUCAAUAAUACAGUUAAGCCACCUAAUUGGCCUCAACCAAUUCAAGCGAGAUCUUCAAGUCCAUUUAAGACUGAUGAAGCUCUAUUAGUAUGGAUGAGAAUAGCUGCCUUGCCAAACUUUCGUAAAUUAAGCGCUUUUGUAGUUCAUAAAGAUGAUUUCUCCAAUGGUCUACCCUCAGGAACGUAUGAAAUUGUUAUUAACUACUUUUAUCCAGUUACUUCAUUUGGUGGUAGAAAAACAUUUAUAUUAGCCAAUGCUAGUUGGUUAGGUGGAAAAAAUCCAACACUUGGAAUUAUUUGUUUAAUUACUGGUUCUAUACAUAUAUGCCUUGGUAUAGCAUUCCUUAUUGUGCAUUUUGUAUAUGGUAAACGAAAAGCUCGUCAAAGUCCACCAGUCUUUUCAUGAUCUCAUUUAUCCAUAUGACAUUAUAUAACAAUACAUUCUAUAGAAGGUAUAAAACAAAGGAGUAAACUAUAUUAUUCAUUAUUAUUCAUUAUUAUUAUUAUUAUUAUUAUUAUUAUUAUUAUUAUUAUUUUAAAUGUUUAUUGUGAAUAAAUGAGUCCUAAUUGCUUGUUCUUUUAAUCUUUAGGCUGUUGUUGUUUAUUUGUUUAUUAUUAAAGAAAAACAAAACAAUAACACAUAUCAUUUAUAAUGUUUAUUAUUAUUUAUUAUAUAUUUUUUAAAUUUUUUUUUCUUUUUGGACAAGACAGAAAACCCUCACCAACCCCCUUCGUAUUUUCAGUUGUUUCUAACUGGAAGUUUUUCUUUAUUUUUUUUCUCUUUUUUUGUUAUUUUAUUUUUAUCUGUAAAAUUAUUUAAUGGAUGUGUACACAAUACUGUACUGUGAAUAAUAAUAAAUAAUCAAUGAUUAUAAUAAAACAAAAUGAGAGAGAAAAAAGAACAACACAUAUAUCAUACACUGUUGAAA